Messenger RNA from Amphimedon queenslandica, 347 nucleotides. RefSeq lists its product as uncharacterized. Lineage: Eukaryota; Metazoa; Porifera; Demospongiae; Haplosclerida; Niphatidae. The transcript has 2 exons. Bases 3 to 347 code for a protein of 114 amino acids. The record is from RefSeq and is a predicted model, not a curated record.
AAAUGGCUUCAAAAGCAUCACAUUUCCCAUUAGAUAUUAGCAAGUUAAAGUUUGUUUUACAAGUCUUAAAGCAUUACAAGUUUCCUGAUGCAAGAUGGUUUGAAUUUGGAUUGAAUCUUGGUCUGCUUCAUCCUACACUAGAAGCUAUUGAGUCAGCUCAUAGAGGCAAUCCUUCACGCUGCCUAAUAGAAUGUUUAACCAAGUGGUUGACUAAAGCUGAUGAUAAUGUCACUACUGUUGGUCCUGUUAUUUGGAAAACACUGGCUAAUGCUCUUAGAGAAAUGAAUCUAAUAUCUCUUUCUACUGAUAUUUGUAAAACAAGUAAUAAUGACAUUAUCAUUUUAUAA